AUGGCACGAUACGUAGCCCUCGGCCUACUCGCAGCGCAGAUACUCCCACUGGUGUCUUCACAGAACGCGACAUAUUCGAACUCAACCUCGUAUCCCUGGGGCAGCACCGCCGGGAAAUCAAAAGAUGAGUUCCUGGAUGGUAUCCUCGACCAGAUGACCGUGGAGGAGCUGGCCCAGCAUCUGCAUCUGUUCAAGUUCACCGAGAUAUCGGAUGGCGAGGGGCGAUUGGCGAAGUUUAAUUCUGUGGUGGGGGUGAGAGGGAUUGGAGAGAUAAACUUUUGGGGUGCUAAAAACGCCACUACGUACAAUGAUCUCCAGCGCAAAGUUAUCGAAACAUCACGCUUCCCUCUUCCAAUUCUCCAAGGCGGUGAAUGUCUCCGCGCAGUCCUCACCCCAGGCACUACCAUCUUCCCCGCCUCUAUCAACAUGGCCGCCACAUGGUCUCCUGCCCUCGUCAAGAACACCAGCCAAGCAAUUGCUCUCGAAGCUCGGGCAAUUGGCCAAGGAUCUUGUUACUGCCCUGUUCUCGACCUUGCAAAGGAGCCCAGAUGGGGGAGGAUUGGUGAGAACUUUGGGGAGGAUAAAUUUCUCACGGCGCAGCUGGGAUGGAACUAUGUCAAAGGCUUGCAGAAUGAUGGGGAACUGAGUGAUAGAAAAGGUGCAAUUGCAUCAGUGAAACAUUUCUUGGCGCAUGGGAGCCCGGAGGGUGGAAGGAAUGCGGGACCGGUUCACGUUGGAAAGAGACAACUAUGGAACGAAUUUGCACUGCCCUUUAGAGAUGCCAUUCAGCGGGGUGGAGCGCUGGGUAUUAUGUUUGCAUAUAACACCAUCGAUGGGUCGCCGGCAGCGUUUGACCCGGAUCUUCAUGCGGCAUUGAACGAGUGGGGGUUUGACGGACGAAUUAUCUCGGAUGAUCACAUGAUUCAAAGAUCUAUGGCCUGGCACCAAGUUGCUGAAAAUUCUCAAGACGCUAUUACUCAGUAUCUCAAUGCUGGUGGAAUGGGCAACUACGCCGACUGGGGUAUCCAAGAAUGGACUCGUGGUAUCGUCGCCGCCAUAAAUGGUAGCACCCUCACUGUAGACACCCUUAAGUCCCGUGUCAAAGGCUUGUUGAAAAUCAAGUACGAUCUCGGCCUCUUUGACAGUCCAUACCUUCCCGAUGACUUUACGGAAGGCAAGAUCGAUACUGAUGAGGCUGCAGCAAUUGCCUCCGAGGUUGCCGAGAAGUCUAUUGUUCUGGUCAAGAAUACCGGAAUACUUCCUCUCAAGCCGAAAAGCGGGAAGAAGGUUGCAUUGAUCGGGCCGUUUGUAGAUACGGUAAACUUGGGCGGUUAUAUCCGUAUGGGAGUGCAUGAGCGGAUGAUUACACCUCGUCAGGCUAUUGUGGAUACAUAUGUUGACGAGAAGGACCUUGAGACUCAUUGGGGCGCGCCGACAUUUCUUUAUUAUGACCUUAAUAAUAAGGCCUGGGGAGUAGUCGAAGGUCCAAUGCUCGAAUACGAACAUUAUCCACCGUCAGGACCUGAUGGUAAACAACUCCCAAGUAACGCCUUCUCUGUUCGUUGGGAGGGAUAUCUCCACUCCCCAGUCGACGCAAAAGCUGUCCUCGGCGCCAUGACACGCAGUGGAAACGUUACUGUAUAUGUCAACGAUGUUCUGCAUUCAAAGGCUGCCAGCGGAAGUGUCAAGAAUACCUACAGCGAUACCCCUGACCAGUUCUGGCAGGUUUACGAGCAAAACUCCACCAUGGUUCCUACUGGCUCUGCCGAAUUCACAUUCAAGAAGGGAGCCUCCAUCAAAAUCCGCAUCGAGUAUCAAGGCUCAAACGCUGCAUCUGGUCAACGAUUGGUAGCACCAGCCUGGAAUCUCGUUGACCGAAAGGACGAGCUCGAGAAAGCAACACGAGCAGCAAGGGAAGCUGACUAUGUUAUCUUCAUUGCCGGCGGUUCUGCUGUUGUUGAUCAGGAAACAAACGACAUGUCCACACUUGCCCUCUCCCCGAACCAGACCGCCCUAGCGGACGCCGUAUUUGCUGCUGGGAAGCCUGUGAUUUUCGUCACGACAGGUGCUAGACCACUGGCACUCCCAGAAUACUACCGUCAAGCAGCAGCAGUGCUAUACACUGGCUACAACGGGCAAGCAGGUGGCCAGGCAAUCGCUGACAUUCUCUAUGGAAAAGUCAACCCGUCUGGUCGCUUGCCUAUCGCAGUUCCGUAUUCUGUUGGCACCAGUCCGGCGUACUAUAACCACGAUAAUGCCGCGUACAGAUACAAGUAUGUGGAUAUCCCCAAUCGCGAUGUUGAUGGGAACCAGAUCCCCAACGUGGCAUAUGGAGGAGGAAUCACAUACAAUCCAUUAUACCACUUUGGGCAUGGAUUGAGUUAUACCUCGUUCAAUUACUCGCAGAUCACGGCCGAUAAGUCGAGUUUUACGGCGGAGGACACAAUCACGUUUGAGUUUUCUGUAACCAAUACUGGUGCUGUUGCGGGAAGGGAGGUUCCUCAGAUAUAUCUGCUACAACGUGUAGCCUCAAUUUCUCAGCCUGUAAAACAGCUCGUGGGGUUCACGGAGGUCGAUUUGCAACCCGGCGAGACUCAAAAAGUUUCGAUUCAGCUCGAUGUGAACCGCUACCUCAGUGGAUACGACAGGUGGAUGAAGUGGAGAGUUGAACCUGGAACGUUCGUAUUUACACUGCAGCCAUCAUCGAAGGGUGACAGUACGAACAAAGUCACAUUGACGCUACCAUCGAGCUAG
Molecule: messenger RNA, 2754 nt
Organism: Morchella sextelata
Lineage: Eukaryota; Fungi; Ascomycota; Pezizomycetes; Pezizales; Morchellaceae
Exons: 8
Coding region: 1-2754 (917 amino acids)
Biological process (GO): carbohydrate metabolic process
Molecular function (GO): hydrolase activity, hydrolyzing O-glycosyl compounds
Source: RefSeq, a predicted model, not a curated record